GUGAAUGUGAAUCCCGAGGAUCUGAUUCCCAAACUUCCCAAACCAAAAGACCUGCAGCCGUUUCCAACAACACAGUCUCUGGUGUAUCGAGGUCACAGUGGUCUGGUCCGCUCCAUCAGUGUGUCUCCAUCAGGACAGUGGCUCGCCUCAGGAAGUGAUGACGGCUCCGUGAGGUUCUGGGAGGUGUGCUCGUCUCGCUGUCUGAGGACGGUCCAGGUGGGCGGAGCCGUGAAGAGUCUCGCCUGGAACCCCAACCUGUCUGUCUGUCUGCUGGCUGUCGCCCUGGACUCGGUGGUGUUGGUCCUGUCUCCCUCUCUGGCAGACAGACAGGUGGUCCUGUCGUCGGAGCGCCUGCUGUCUGCCCCCCAGGAGGCGGAGCCUAACGAGGGGGCGGGGCCAGUCACCUGGAGCGAGACAGAAGGGGAGGAGCUUACGCAGGGGAUCCGCCUCAAAAUCCAGCACCCCAAAGCGGUCCAGCAGGUGACGUGGCACGCUAAAGGGGACUACCUGGCCUCGGUGAUGCCGGACCACUCGAGCCACAUGCAGGUCCUGAUCCACCAGCUGAGCCGGCGGCGCAGCCAGAACCCCUUCAGGAAGAACAAGGGGCUGGUGCAGUGCGUAUCCUUCCACCCCGUCAGGCCCUACUUCUUCGUGGGGACGCAGCGCUCCGUCCGCAUCUACAACCUCGUCAAACAGGAAAUGACCAAAAAACUACAAGCCAACUCCAAGUGGAUCUCCAGCAUGGCCGUCCACCCCGGAGGUGAUCAUGUGAUCUGUGGGAGCUACGACUGCCGGCUGAGUUGGUUCGAUCUCGACCUCUCGACCAAACCUUACAAGAUGCUACGGCACCAUAAGAAGGCGGUGCGGGGCGUGGCCUAUCACCGCCUGUACCCGCUGUUCGCCUCCGCCUCCGACGACGGAGCGGUCAUCGUCUGUCACGGGACCGUCUACAAUGACCUCCUCCAGAACCCCCUGCUGGUCCCGGUGAAGGUCCUCCGGGGUCAUGACAUCACGGCUGACCUGGGCGUGCUGGACGUGACCUUUCACCCCACGCAGCCCUGGGUCUUCUCGUCUGGAGCCGACGCCACCGUCAGACUCUUCACCUAGCAACCGCCGCCUAGCAACCGCCCGCCUGGCUCUUUUUAUAUAACA
Molecule: messenger RNA, 1152 nt
Organism: Etheostoma spectabile (orangethroat darter)
Lineage: Eukaryota; Metazoa; Chordata; Actinopteri; Perciformes; Percidae
Product: ribosome biogenesis protein bop1
Biological process (GO): maturation of LSU-rRNA from tricistronic rRNA transcript (SSU-rRNA, 5.8S rRNA, LSU-rRNA); ribosome biogenesis
Cellular component (GO): preribosome, large subunit precursor; PeBoW complex
Molecular function (GO): ribonucleoprotein complex binding; protein binding
Source: RefSeq, a predicted model, not a curated record